AUGAGCGCGGGGAAGCAGGGCAUGCGCCAGGACGCCUUCUCAGCCUUCAUCGAUCCCGCGCUGCGCGAGUGCCCGAACCUGGAGGUGGUCAGCGAGAGCCUCUGCCGCCGCGUGCUCUUUGAGGGCGGCACGCAAGUGGCGGGCUUGCUGGAUGAAGUUGACAUUGACGACCUGGAGGAUGCAGGCGAAAACCCAUUCGACAGCGACGUGCCCUGGUUCUCACUCUGGCCGACGCCUUCUGCUCAUCGCUCUACGGGUCAUUCCGAUCCGGAUCGGGGUGAGCCGAAGGAGAAUCUGGACCUCUUGGGCUCCUGUAUCUUCGCCAACCGAUUCACCCGGCUCCUGAAGCAGGAGCAGUUCCGAACGCUGCAGCGCUCCGCCCGGGCCCCGCGCGCGAAAACACCGGCAGCGGCGAAAGUGGCGGGUGGUGGGAAGACUUCGAUGGCCCACAAGAUUCGCGACAAGUGGGCCGGAGUCAAAAAUAUUGAGAAGAUCAUCCUCAACAACUUCCGCGAUGUGGGCAAAGGCUGGUUCUCCAUCCAUGAGACCAACCAAGACACCUAUCGCCAGGGGAAGCUGAAGAAGCUUCUGGCAGUGGUCAAGAACAUGAUGCAAUAUUUUUUGGAGUUCUUUGCACUGGACUCUGUGGAUGACUACUGCCAUGGCUUGGAGGAAUUGUGCCCGGAGCGCGUCGAGGUCACGGACCUCAUGACUGUGCAGAGCGAGUUUGAGGAGCGGCCAAGGCCUUUGCCCGCCAAGCGGGGGGGCAGCCGCCAGCUGCUGCCACCAGGACGGCCUGGCGCAGCCUUCUACGGAGUAGAUCACGACGAUGAAAUGACCGACCUCAAAGCCGGGUCCGCGCUCUUCUUGCUGGAGAUCAAAGUGGAGGACAAGUCCUUCGCCUACUCCACCAGCAGUACGACCUGGAGAUGGAGGUGGUCGGCUCCCGCUGGUUGCCGAGGCGGGGCGGAAGGCUUCCACCUCUCCGGGCACCGCACGGACAUAGUGACAAACACCGACGCCACGGUGCGACGCAUCUUCGAUUUCCUUGGCUUGGAUUCCAAUGUCCCAUUGCCCUCCUUGCAGUCUGUGCAGCCAGAGGAGGUCAUGGAAACCGAGGACUUCACCAUGGUCUCGGAGAACGAGGCCCAGGACCCGUCAGAGGAGGCAGAAAUGCUCAGAGCUUAUGCCCAGCAUCGCCUUCGAGAUUUUGCUCGAGCAAGAUCGGUGAGAAAAAGGGGCGUGAAUCCGCCACUUGGGUGUGGAUUCUUCUGUGAGUUGGAGGCAGUGGACGUAAAUGCACACAUGGCUGUGUUCUUGUGA
Effrenium voratum is the source of this 1323-nucleotide messenger RNA. The record is from the annotation of a GenBank genome assembly. Lineage: Eukaryota; Dinophyceae; Suessiales; Symbiodiniaceae.